AUGAGUAAACAAGAAGAUACAAUACCAGUUGUAAUUAUGUCACUGGCAAAGUCAAUUCGCUAUGCUAAACGGUUAACAGCAAAUCCAACAAAUGAUGAUAUGGAAACUGAUUCUCCAACUGUCAAAGGAUCAAAAGAUGCAUCUCUUAUUAUUAUUGAUAUAAAUGAUAUUGAUCAUAAAACAUUUCCAUAUUUUCUUGAAUAUUUAUAUACAGAUGCAAUUAAGAAACUUUCUUUACCAGGUGCUGUUUCUUAUCAGUAUUAUCUCAAAGAUGUUGUUCAUGCUGAUCAUGCUUCUGAAUUACUUAUUUUAUGUUAUAAUAUGAAGUCAGAAUUAUUAAAAUCAACAACAUGUGAUUUUAUUGCUAACAAUCUUGGCAAUAUUAUGAAAACAACAGUAAUUUUUCUUAUACGUUUUAUAAUGUUAUAUGCAAGAAUUAAUAAACAAUCCAGUGAAUAUAAAGGUAAUAUUGAACAAAAUGUUGAUAAUAAAACAUGUCGUGGUAAUGCUCGUCGUUUAAAUAUAUAUCGAAUUAAAGUAUAUUGA
Rotaria sp. Silwood2 is the source of this 546-nucleotide messenger RNA. Lineage: Eukaryota; Metazoa; Rotifera; Eurotatoria; Philodinida; Philodinidae. The record is from the annotation of a GenBank genome assembly.